UGGGAGCAACUGUAUAAACAAUCUGAAUUGAAACAACACUACUUCUGAAUUGCUUUAAAAGUUGAAUAUUCUUUUACGGAAAGCAGAGUGUCUUUUAUUGUUUAUUAGAAGUGUAGAAAAAUUUUUUGAAUCUUUUCCUGAUUAUUACCAAGUGCAGAAGGAAUUUUUUAAAUCUUUUUCUGUUUAUUCCGAGUGGAGAAAAAAUUUUGGACUCCUUUCCAGUUUAUUAUCAAGUGCAGAAAGAAUUUUUGAAUCAUGAAAAUUGGAUUUUCUUCAGUUCUGUUGAUUUUGUGUUUUCAAAGAGUAAUUCUUGCAAAAUAUGUACAAAAACCAGACGAUGGGGACAAAUUUAUGAGAAUUGUUUUACUGGAAGAUUCCGAUUCUGAAGAGGAUGAAAAUGUGGAUAUUAGAGAUUAUCCCUGGAUGGUUAGUGUUCUAGAGCGAAAUGCAUACAGUGGUAGAUGGAAUCACAUUUGUGGAGGCAGUUUAUUGACGACAAAUUUCGUUUUAACUGCACAUCAUUGUUUGCCGGAAAAUAAAAAUCCGGAUGUUAUGUCCAUACGUUCAGGUUCAAGUUCGCGAACUGGGGGAAUUAUUCACUCGGUGAAAGAAAUAAUUCCACAUCCUCAAGGCUAUGACGUGAGAUAUGACUUGGGUAUUUUGAAAAUUCAACCAAAAAUCCAAUUUUUGGGUGGUAUCAGUCUGCCUAUUCAAAUUUUCAUCGGAAAAGUGGAAUCUGGAACUCGUGGCACUGUUCUCGGCUGGGGUUAUGCGAAUUUGAUCCCUCCGAGACAAGUCAACUUUCUACGUAAAGCGGAAGUAACACUAAUGGGAAGGGAUUACUGCGAGAAAUUCACAGGAAGGGGAGAUUUUUUGCUGUGCUCCUUCGAAACUGAUGCUGGAGUUUGUUCUGGAGAUUCGGGUGGUCCUUUGGUAAUUAAUGAGCAAUUAGCCGGUGUUAUUUCGAUUGGUGGAUGCGAGAGUCUAUCUCACGCAAAUAGUUUCGUUAACGUAAGUUAUCAUCGCGAAUGGAUCGAGAGUGUCAUUGAACCAAAAUUCUCGUAGUAAUUUUCUUCUCCUAAUUUACACACUUUUUCUCGAAUUGUAUAUAUAAUUUCAUAAAAGUAGAAAGUAGAAAAUCAAAAACAGAAAAUAAAAAAUAGAAAAAAUUAAAUAGAAAAUAGAAUAUAGAAAAAAGUAAAUAAAAAAUGAAGAAUAGA
Molecule: messenger RNA, 1220 nt
Organism: Leptopilina heterotoma
Lineage: Eukaryota; Metazoa; Arthropoda; Insecta; Hymenoptera; Figitidae
Product: trypsin 3A1-like
Exons: 3
Coding region: 256-1065 (269 amino acids)
Biological process (GO): proteolysis
Molecular function (GO): serine-type endopeptidase activity
Source: RefSeq, a predicted model, not a curated record